This is a messenger RNA of Habropoda laboriosa, 1767 nucleotides long. Its product is annotated as segmentation polarity homeobox protein engrailed-like. Gene Ontology annotation, molecular function: DNA-binding transcription factor activity, RNA polymerase II-specific; RNA polymerase II cis-regulatory region sequence-specific DNA binding. The coding region runs from base 1 to 1767 and encodes 588 amino acids. Gene Ontology annotation, cellular component: nucleus. The transcript has 3 exons. The record is from RefSeq and is a predicted model, not a curated record. Lineage: Eukaryota; Metazoa; Arthropoda; Insecta; Hymenoptera; Apidae. Gene Ontology annotation, biological process: multicellular organism development; regulation of transcription by RNA polymerase II; neuron differentiation.
AUGUCGAACACGCCACCGGAAUCUUCCACGGGUUUAGAUACCAACGAUCUCCACGAGAUCAGGCAGAAUCAUCUAACAACUCGGCUGGAGUUGUCCGAGGACUCCGAGAAACGUGAACAGAUACGAGGAAAUGACGGCAACAACCCCGACAGCGAUUGCGAAAGCGACACCAGCGAAGUGUUGAGCGUCGGUAGCGAACCGACGCCCACGAGCGUCGUUGGAAUCCGUGGCUGUGGUUCAGUCAGGUAUGACCAGGAAUCGGCCAGUAGUCGUGGCGACUUUCGCGACGAAGAAAACACGAGGACGUCGGCGACACCGUCGCCUUCUAGCUCGACGAGCUGCAACGAUGCGUUCUAUCAGCGAACGUCUAAUCACAUCCCUGCGCCGAGUCCACCGGCCUACAGUCAACCACCUUCGUCGCCUACGGCGUCCUCGGUCAGGUCGCCGGCUUCCUCGUCGGCAACUGCCUCCUCCCCGGGUCGCCCUGAGGCCAUUCAAGACGUCAUAGUGCCCAGGUAUCAAUCCAGUCACCCGCAACACUUACUACCACGAUAUUCCUCGAGGGAAACCGAGAUCCCCGAUUAUCCAGCUCGUGUUCAGCACAGUCUGAGUCACGAAAUUGUGUAUCCGACUGUCGAAAGACUGCACAGAACUCCGAUCAGCGUUCCUCUGGUAACGAGACUAUCGUUGUCACCACCGUCGGCCAUGACAGUCACCGGUCUGCAAGCUACCACCCCUGUUCUCCACCCUACAGCCUGCAGAGACCCGAGAGAAACUGCCUCUCUGAUGCCUCACCCGGGUCAACAUUUGCACCACGCGAACAGUCACGUUCACAUUCAUCAAACGUCCCAGGUGCAGCACGUACCGGCGAAUUCGGUGCAUCAGCAUCGAUUAUCCGUCAGUAAGAUUCUUCAGAGGGAACCUGGUAGUCCUGUCUCGCCUGGAGCCAGAGAGGAGAACGGAAGAACGUUGCCUGGCGCUAACGGUGUUCAGAAUAAUGGCAUCAACAACAGUAACCAUCGUAACAAUAACCAUAAUAACAAUAACAAUCUGCAACAUCAGGCUAGCUUGAAGUUCAGUAUAGAUAAUAUUCUAAAGGCAGACUUCGGUAGAAGGAUCACCGAUCCUAUUUCCCUGAAGAAAUCGCGUCCGAAGAAGGUGAGCUCGAGGCCCAUAGACCUGACGAAAGACUUUCUCGAGUCUGCCUCGGAAAGUUCGGAGAAGAGUAGCUCGGAAACGAGCUCUACGACCAACGCCACGUCCGGUGGUGGCGUUUCCACGGGGAAUUCAACCACGAACGCACCAGGACCACCUGUGACCGAGCCAGGGAAACAGUUACCCUGGCCUGCGUGGGUCUACUGCACCAGAUACUCGGAUCGACCUUCCUCCGGACGAAGGUCCUACCGUGUUGCAGGUCCGCGCACGAGAAGGGUGAAGAGGUCGGACGGCCGCGGCAAUGGCGGCACCCCGGAGGAGAAGCGGCCUAGGACCGCGUUCAGCGGUGAACAACUGGCAAGGUUGAAGCGUGAGUUCGCGGAGAAUCGAUACCUAACCGAGCGAAGGAGGCAACAGCUCUCGAGGGAUCUGGGCCUGAACGAGGCGCAGAUCAAGAUCUGGUUUCAGAACAAGAGGGCGAAGAUCAAGAAGGCCAGCGGCCAGAAGAAUCCGCUCGCCCUUCAGCUGAUGGCCCAGGGUCUCUACAAUCACUCAACGGUGCCACUGACGAAAGAGGAGGAGGAACAGGCGGCGGAGCUUCAAGCGAAAUGA